This is a messenger RNA of Amborella trichopoda, 1306 nucleotides long. RefSeq lists its product as uncharacterized. NCBI's taxonomy places the organism in Eukaryota, Viridiplantae, Streptophyta, Magnoliopsida, Amborellales, Amborellaceae. Gene Ontology annotation, biological process: protein retention in ER lumen. The record is from RefSeq and is a predicted model, not a curated record. Gene Ontology annotation, molecular function: ER lumen protein retrieval receptor activity. Gene Ontology annotation, cellular component: membrane.
GAACACAAUCUUAGUGCCGCUCAUUAAUCUAUUCGCCCACGUUUAUUGUUGCAGAUAUACUACGCCAUUCUCUUCUUCUCAGAAAAACUCGCUCUCUAUCUCGCUCUCUCUCUCUCUUUUCAAUCCUUAAAGAAUAAAGAGUGGUCGAGAAGGGGGCUCUCUGAGCUGUGGGGUGAUCCAAAGGAGACCUUGAGAGAGAGAGAGAUGAUGGGUUCAGGUCGGGCGAUGAGGAAGAACCCUGUGCAUGUGGUGGCGACUUGGGUGAAGAGGCAGCCUCCGAAGGUGAAGGCGUUCCUCGCUGUGGUGGCUGGAAUGGGGUUACUCGUUUUCCUGAGGCUCGUAGUUCAUGACCAUGACAACCUCUUUGUUGCAGCUGAGGCCUCACACGCCAUUGGUAUCUCUGUCUUGAUCUACAAAUUGAUCAAGGAGAAGACUUGUGCUGGACUUUCACUGAAGUCACAAGAACUUACUGCAUUGUUUUUAGCUGUUAGACUUUACUGUAGUUUUGUCAUGGAAUUUGAUCUACACACAUUACUGGAUUCGGCUACACUUAUCACAACAUUGUGGGUCAUUUAUAUGAUACGUUUUAAACUGCGAUCAAGUUACAUGGAGGACAAGGACAAUUUCCCAAUAUACUAUGUGGUGGUACCAUGUGCUUUACUUGCACUCUUUAUUCGACCAACAACAUCCCACAAUAUUGUCAACAGAAUCUUGUGGGCUUUCUGUGUAUACCUUGAAGCUGUUUCAGUAUUGCCUCAGUUACGAGUGAUGCAAAACGUAAAGAUUGUUGAACCAUUUACUGCUCAUUACGUAUUCGCACUUGGAGUUGCGCGGUUCUUGAGUUGUGCGCAUUGGGUUCUCCAGGUUUUGGACAGUCGUGGAUAUCUAUUGACUGCUCUGGGACAUGGUUUAUGGCCUUCUAUGGUUCUCCUUUCAGAAAUUGUUCAGACAUUCAUCUUGGCAGAUUUCUGCUACUAUUAUGUACAGAGUGUGCUGGGUGGGCAUCUUGUAUUGAGGCUUCCUUCUGGCGUGGUGUGAGAGAAUUGUUAUGUUGAGGAGGGAUGUUGGGGUAAAGAAGCCACCGUUCUCUCUUUGUAGAUAAGAACUCUUGAGUCCUGCACUGUAUUUCAUUUUUUGUUAGUUGCUUCUUGGUCUUUGUGGUUUAUUUAAUAGACGAUUAGAAUGGUUCCUUAACUGAAGUCUUUUGAAUCUAACUCCAGGUUUUGGUUUUGUCCUACUAAUCUACCUGCAACUCUGUUUUCCUAAUGGAAUGAAUCAGUAUGAGGACCAUUUGUGCUUGCUGUUA